Molecule: messenger RNA, 815 nt
Organism: Exaiptasia diaphana
Lineage: Eukaryota; Metazoa; Cnidaria; Anthozoa; Actiniaria; Aiptasiidae
Exons: 4
Coding region: 44-571 (175 amino acids)
Source: RefSeq, a predicted model, not a curated record
CACUUUGAAUUCAGUCGAGUAAUUUUUCGUACUGCUGACAACCAUGAAGCUCUCGUUGACUCUUCUCGUGAUCUUUGGUCUCGUUGCCUUCAUUGGAGCUGCUCCAACUGAAGAAGACUCCGAAAUUCCAGAAGAACCAAAAACUGAAGAUGUCCCAGAACAAGAGGAAGAAACCCCAGAACAAGCUGAUGAAAACGAUGAGGGCGAAAUGGAAGAAGACGAAGAUCUAGGUUCACCCAUGGCGAAGUUAGAAGUUGAUGAUGACGAUGAUGAUCUUGAAGAUCCAAAAAAGGGCGGUAAAAAGCGUCCACGACGAUGCCCUCGCCCCUAUAAAUCUCACCGUCACUGCGGAAAAGGCCCAAGAGGAAAACGUGUGUGCAAAAAAUGCUGCGUCUAUUGCAAACGGAUUUUCAAGUAUUGCCAUCCACUUAGGAGGUGGUGCUUCUUCAAGAGAGUCUGUCGACGCUGGCGUAGGCGCCGUGUUUGCUCUUACAGACGUAUUUGCAUCCGCGCACAGGUUGCYUGYKYGWUUGCUCAUCGCUGCUUCGUUGCAGGGUGUAGAAAAGCUUAAGUUUUGAUACGAGAAAAAUAGUCAAUAUGGAAACCACCGCAUUAGAUUGAUCAGAUCUUGAAUAACGAUCAGAAUAUCAUAGACAGUAACUUUGUAAAGUAGGCAGUCUCUAUGUUUUUUUUUUCUUUUAGAAAUCUUUGUGUAUAGGAGUACAGCUAUUUUUGAACUCCUGUGCCAUUGAACCUAAUAAUAAAAUAACUGUAUUAAUCGAAUGAUUCAUAAUAAAAUUGAUUUGAAUCCGAAA